GUUUUCCAACUUCCAUAUCCAACAAUACCGCCGCGUCGCGUCGCGUCGGGGCACCAUGGAGUAGGGAUGUGGACGGACGGGGGUAGCACACAGCGAAGUUCAGACGCCGACUAACGCGAUUGUGGAAUCGUUGGGAACCAUCAACGGACUAACGGAAAUCACUGGGAGCGGACUCUCGGUGCUGCUGACUGCCGGUGAGAUAAACCUGCUUUGAUGCAGAAACCUUGGAGGGUUUUUUUUUCCAGCCAAAGGUGAGUAAAGAUGAUGGCUGAUGCCAGCGACAUGUUGGCGGCCGCCUUGGAGCAGAUGGAUGGCAUUAUAGCAGGCUCCAAGACUCUGGACUACUCCAAUGGGAUGUACGACUGUCAGUCCCCCACCUCUCUUUUCAUGGGCAGCCUGCGGGCGCUGCACCUUUUGGAAGACCUUCGGAGCGUCCUGGAGUUGAUGGACACGGAGGAACGAGAGAGUCUGCGCUGCCAGAUCCCCGACUCCACAGCUGACCGUCUGCUCGAGUGGCUCCAUGGUCACUUGUCCAACGGGCACAUCUAUCUGAGUGGCUCUGACCACUACCAGGAGAGGCUUUCCCAAAUAGAAUGUGAUAAGGAGUCACUAGUUCUUCAGGUGAGCGUGCUGACGGACCAGGUGGAGGCUCAGGGAGAAAAGAUUCGAGACCUGGACAUGUGCUUGGAUGAGCACAGGGACAAACUCAACGCCACUGAGGAGAUGCUACAACAGGAGAUUCUGUGCAGAACUACGCUGGAGACGCAGAAGCUAGAACUGAUCUCCGAAGUGUCCAACCUGAGGCUGAAGCAGAAUACCUUGGAGAAGGACAGACUUGAUUUUGAUGAUAGAUUUAGAGAUAGUGAGGAUUUGAUUCUUGAAAUUAACGAACUGCGGUACAGAUUGACAGAGCUGAAGAGUGAAAAACUACAGUACGAAAAGAAACUCAAAUCCACAAAGUCGCUAAUGGCCAAGCUUUCUAGCCUGAGAAGCAAAAUGGGCCAGAUGCAGUAUGAGAAACAGAGGAAGGAGCACAAACUCCAGGCUAUGAAGGAGGAGCUGGCCGCGAUGAGGUGGCAGCUGGAGGGCAAAGACAGAGAGACGAGGAGACUACAGGACGAGACGGGCUUCAGAGCCAUCGCCUCGAGCAGUUCAGAUCCUGCGGAAAGAGUCUCUCAUCCAGAUGAAACUCUUAGAAAGAGGCUGAAAGAAAAACAUGUGGAAUUGCAGAGAAUGAAAAAGGCAGUCGAGUCGUUGAUGGCAGCCAAUGAAGAAAAGGAUCGUAAGAUCGAUGACCUGAAGCAGUCGCUGCUGCGUUAUAAGAAAGUUCAAGAGAUGGUGAUGUCAGUGCAGGGGAAGAAAGAGAAAAGCAAAGAUACUGAACACAUGGGCAGUAAUGGUGAUGAGUCUAUUGCAUUCUUCUCAAACAUCACGGUGUUCAUGGAGUCCGAAAAGUAUGACGUUACAGAUGGGGAACAACUGAAAAGUAGGAGCCCAGAUGAGUUGGAGAUCCUCAAUGGACUGAGUGAAGAGCCUUCCCGCACACCGAGCCCUUCAGAUCCAGAAGGAGUAUUAGAAGCAGCAGAUGUAGAAAGCUGCCAUGAUGCUGCACAGACUGGCAGCCGGGAACAUCUGGAGAGGAGCAAUAAUCAAAAGAAUGCCGGUGCAGAGACGAGUGAAAAGCCGCCGAUGGGUCCCUCCGCCACCUCGCCCGCCAGCACAGAGGAUGAAAGCUUUGGUUCCAGAAAGGCUCGUUCCUCCUUUGGAAAGGGCUUCUUCAAGCUCCGUGGGGGCAAGAAAACAACCAGUACCCCUAACCUCGACCGCAGCCAGAGUUCAAGUGCGCCUAUGCUAGCUGAAAUGGAGCGCCAGGGCACCGACCAUCUGGAUCUGGCCGGGCUGCCACAGAGGUCAGCUAACAGCGACAGUACAAACACGCUGUCUAUGACUCCAGAGAGCAGGAAAAAAUCAAAGGGAAUAAAGAAACUCUUUGGGAAGCUAAAAAGGAGUCAGUCUACUACAUUUAACCUGGAUGACAACCUACCAGAAGGUGACUUCAAGAGAGGCGGAGUGCGAGCCACAGCAGGACCCAGAUUGGGUUGGUCUCGUGACCUCAAAACCGCAAACAACGACGUCGAUGCUCCUUUUGCACGCUGGUCAAAGGAUCAGGUGUGCGACUGGCUGCAGGGGCAGGGUCUUGGCCUUCAUGUGAACAUGGCUCGCGGAUGGAUCUCCUCUGGGCAGACGCUGCUGCAGGCCUCACAGCAAGACCUGGAGAGGGAGCUAGGCAUCAAACACCUGCUGCACAGAAAGAAGCUGCAGCUGGCUCUGCAAGCACUGGGCUCCGAGGAGGACGACAAUAAGGGAAAGCUGGACUACCACUGGGUGACGAGAUGGCUGGAUGACAUUGGUUUGCCUCAGUACAAGACCCAAUUUGAUGAGGGGAGGGUGGAUGGUCGCAUGCUGCACUACAUGACAGUGGAUGACCUGCUUUCUCUGAAAGUAGGGAGUGUUCUGCAUCACCUCAGUAUCAAGAGAGCCAUCCAAGUGCUCAGACUCAACAACUAUGAGCCCAACUGCUUGCGUCGUAGGCCAUCGGACGAGAACAAUAUUUCUCCAGCGGAGAUUUCCCAGUGGACCAACCACAGGGUCAUGGAGUGGCUGCGGUCUGCAGACCUGGCCGAAUACGCUCCCAACCUGCGAGGCAGCGGCGUGCACGGCGGCCUGAUGGUUCUGGAGCCACGGUUCAACGUGGAGACCAUGGCUUUGCUGCUGAACAUCCCCCCCAACAAGACGUUGCUGCGCCGUCACCUGGGCACACAUUUCAACCUGCUCAUUGGCUUAGAGGCCCAGCAGCUCAAACAGGAGUGUCUAGAAAACACGGACUAUACUCUGCUGACGGCCACCACUAAGGUCAAGCCAAGAAAACUGUCAUUUGGUAACUUCGGCAGUCUGAGGAGAAAAAAGCAGGAUGAGACAGAGGAGUAUGUGUGUCCGAUGGAUGUGGAGAUGCCAAAGGGACGAAGCUUUCAGAAAGGCUUUGAGCUCCAAAUCUACGAGGAUGACCUUGACAGGCUAGAGCAGAUGGAGGACUCUGAAGGAACUGUGAGACAGAUCGGAGCGUUCUCUGAGGGUAUUCAAAACCUGACGAGCAUGCUGAAAGAUGAUGAAUUCUUCAAAGAGGCUUCAAAUUCACCAAACCCGAGUGUAACGGAUGAGGACUCCAACGCAUGAGACCCGGUUCCCUUGUGACUGGAACGCUGUGCCAAUACUUCUCCCGUUGCACACAGACUUCCCUCGACAAACCCCAACAACACUCUUUUCUUCUUAGUGUUACGUUCAAAGACGAGCCAGGAGUAUUGCAAUGUUUUAUGCUUUUUAUUUUUCAUUUUUAAACAUUGGUGACAGCCUACAGUCCAGCAGCCACUAUCACUCCUGGCCUCGGUUACUGUCGUCUGAUGAAAGCUGGGGAACCUUUGGGGCGACCCCACUGCUCGCCUGCCAGCUGGUUUCUGGAGUUGUUUACUGCCACAGUUCUAUUUCUGAUAGAUUUUUACUGAUGAUUUUAAUAUAUGUAUUUUUUAAAUUCCUUUCUGACUUUAGAACUAUUAAAGAAAGAAGUGAUGUGCUGAGAAGAUUUGCCCAUCUUUAGAAGUUGGUGUAAAGUAAUAACUCCAAACGGCUGCUACGUUUUCUACAGAACCAAGUCCUGCUAAUUACAUGGGAAUUGUCAUAUAUUUGAUCCUACACUGAACAUUUAACAGGUGUUCACUCAAAAGUAAUAUUCUACAUGUAUUUGCACCGAUACAUAUCAUACAGCACAACUUGUAAUGACAUGGUAUUGAAAUUCCACACAUUUACAGUUUAUUAACUUUUUGUUUAUUUCUUGCUAUAAACUGAAACUUUGUAAUUGAAUACAAGUUUUGGAAAGUGUUAUUAUUCAGAAUUGUGAUCUAACAUUAUGUCAGAUUUUUUUCCAAAUACUAUUGUUAUAAUACAACCCUUUACAUUUUUUUUUUUACAUUUGUUUUCUUAGAUCAAUAAAGUUAUUUAAAUGUU
Molecule: messenger RNA, 4059 nt
Organism: Gasterosteus aculeatus aculeatus (three-spined stickleback)
Lineage: Eukaryota; Metazoa; Chordata; Actinopteri; Perciformes; Gasterosteidae
Product: liprin-beta-1-like
Biological process (GO): neuromuscular junction development
Cellular component (GO): presynaptic active zone
Molecular function (GO): protein binding
Source: RefSeq, a predicted model, not a curated record